Messenger RNA from [Torrubiella] hemipterigena, 1949 nucleotides. NCBI's taxonomy places the organism in Eukaryota, Fungi, Ascomycota, Sordariomycetes, Hypocreales, Clavicipitaceae. The record is from the annotation of a GenBank genome assembly.
CUAGAUUUGAGCAAGUACGCAAUGCGCUCGUAAUUAUUUACACAGAGCGGCCGUAGUGGGUGCGGACAAGCCGCUGGACGCGUAAGUCGGCCGGAGUAGGCACUAACCCGUCGGCGGGCAGUCUGCGUGCACGGAAGCUAAGCCGGCGCUAAUGUCUCCGAGCCUCGUGGCUGAGCAACCUCGCACUUAACGCCUCGCUUUCGGCCGCUAUUUGACGGCUUCUUCUGCCGCUGUCGGAAAUCAAAACGUCGUGACGCAUUACGUUUGCCAAAUUUAGAGAUCAGCCAUGGUAACAGAUAAUACCUGCCGCAGUUGUUCUCGUCAAAGCACCUGGUCCCUGACUGUGCGCCAUUCGUUUAGAGACCGCGAGCUCUUGCAUAAUUAAGCAGUCAGUCAGUAAACGUACUCAAGCACAUAUUCAGCUAUACUACUUGCUGGUUGCCCAUCUACUCUCACGUAUAGACCGUAUCAAGAGCAACAAAUGUAGGGAGGUGGCCAUCACGGUAUAUACGAGUAUACGGGUGCCGUAGCCCUCGCAACCGUCCAGUGAGGCUUAGCGCCUAUCUUGCGUACGAUUCACACGGAUGUGGCAUAUCUUUUGCAGCCCUGUAACCAUUGUUGUCAAAACGCGGCUCGCUGUUUUGCACUCGGACUGAGGCGGACGGAUGCAAAGCCGGCUCCGUUCCCCCCUCCGCUGAGCCACUUACACGUCUAUGCAGUGGAGCCCGCUGUGGGAAAAAGUUGGUUAAGGCUGACGAAUUCCUCCGUCAGUUCAGAAUAAAUAUUUCGAUAUUUCGCUCAUUAUUUCUUGAUCAAAUACUUCUAUAGCAGAGCAUCUCAAUUUUACAACUACCGGUACAAUACUCCUAUCCCUUCUUCUCUCUCAUCAAUACAGCACACUACCAUCGCCAUGGCUGAUCGCUUGCCUCACGGCCUGAUCUCUUUUGGCCCCGACGCCAACUGCACACUCGACAUAUGCCCAAUCGAAGCUACCGUCUAUGGCUAUCGUCCGUCUCUUGCAGCAAACAUAGCCUUUCCCAUUAUUUUCGCCCUUAUUGGUAUCGUCCAUGCUUUCUUUGGCUGGCGAUGGAGAAGCUGGGGCUUUAUGACUGGCAUGCUUCUGGGCUGCCUGAGCGAAAUCAUCGGAUACGUCGGGCGCGUCUUGCUUCACAAUAACCCAUUUUCUUUUGUUGCAUUUAUGGUUCAAAUUGUUUGCAUCACCAUCGCUCCCGUCUUCUUUACAGCCUCAAUCUACGUCACUCUCUCCAAGACCAUUAUGCACUUCGGACCCGAACUAUCUCGAUUUAAACCCCAGCUUUUCUACUGGAUCUUUAUUCCUUUUGACAUCGUCUGUCUUAUUCUGCAGGCUGCAGGUGGAGCUAUGACCACCGAAGCCACCGACCCCAACGGCACUGGAGUAGACAUCUCCAUGGCAGGCUUGGCACUGCAGGUCAUUGUCCUCACUGCCUUUAUGGUUACAUUUGUUGACUACAUGAUUCGCCUGGUCCGCCAUAACGAUGCCCUCAUUUUCACCACCCGUGUCAAGACAUUCUUGGGCGGUCUUACUGCGGCGUCCCUGUUAAUCUUGGCCCGUUGCGCCUACAGAGUAGCCGAACUCAAGGAUGGCUACAGCGGCUCACUUGUCAAAGAGGAAGGUCCUUUUAUUGGCCUGGAGGGCGUUGUAAUUGUUUUGGCAGCAAUUGCACUCUGCUUUGGUCAUCCGGGUCUAGUUCUCAAGCAAGAACGACGCGGAUUGUGCAAACAAAAAGAUGUUGCCGAUAGUGGAGAGAGCACAAUUGGCACUCUAGAGAAGUAGUGCGAAACCCACCACUCAACUGUUAUACAUUCCCUAGUUUUGUUUUUCUUAGAUUUAUGCAUAGCGAUCAUCUUUUUAUAGAAUACAUCUCCUUUUCUUCUCUUUCAUUGACACUUGCUCUGCCUUAAAGAGA